This is a messenger RNA of Ustilaginoidea virens, 1416 nucleotides long. RefSeq lists its product as uncharacterized. Gene Ontology annotation, molecular function: protein kinase activity; ATP binding. NCBI's taxonomy places the organism in Eukaryota, Fungi, Ascomycota, Sordariomycetes, Hypocreales, Clavicipitaceae. The record is from RefSeq and is a predicted model, not a curated record. Gene Ontology annotation, biological process: spliceosomal complex assembly; regulation of mRNA processing; protein phosphorylation. Bases 1 to 1416 code for a protein of 471 amino acids. The transcript has 5 exons.
AUGUUGGGCACAGCGCUCAGUGUCAUGCCUCCUGGUCAAUGGCUCAAAACUCGCAUCAUGGCGCCGCGUCUUUGCAAGCGUGCAUUUUCUCUUUUUUCCCAAAAACCAACAGCACCUGCGCGGGUGCUGUCUCAUCCGAUUGAAGAAGAGCUGCUCCCAAAAGAGCGCUUGAAGCAUUUCCACGCCACCCACCCAGGCCAAAUUCUCGAUGGCAGAUUCAAGACGAUUGCAAAGAUUGGUUACGGGGCUGGGUCAACUGUCUGGCUGGCAGAAAACCUGUCGUAUAAGAGAUGGUUCAAGUCUUCCAUUCCUCGCUAUGUCACCAUUAAGAUCCCUGCUACAGAUAUAGACUCAGCUGCAGAGCUGAAGGUUCUGAAGCUCAUUGCAAAUGCCAACCCUUUACAUGAAGGUCUUGGAUGCAUACGGACUCUAUAUGAUGCGUUUGACUUACCAGGCGAACAUGGGACACACCACUGUCUUGUCUUGGAGCCUAUGAGGGAGACUCUUUUUACUUUUCAACAGUAUCUGCCGCGAAAAAGGUUAGGAUUGGGCAUCUUCAAAGCCUACAUGUUCUGCUUGCUUCAAGCGUUGGAUUACUUGCACUCCGAGUGCCAUCUAAUCCACACAGAUAUUAAGGAUGAUAAUAUCCUGAUUACGUUUGAAAAUGAUUCUGUUCUUAAAGAACUGGUCGACUUCUCCAAACAUAAUCCUCAACCGAUGCACAUACGAGAGGAAGACGGUCGUGUUACAUAUCUAUCUCUUGGUCCAAUUGACGGCUGGGAAAAGGGUUCUAUGAUUCCCAAGCUUGUUGACUUUAACACCUGUUUUCAUGGACUUCCCGACAACGCUGGCCGUACAAACCCCAUCCAAUCUCACCGAUAUCGUUGCCCAGAAGCAAUUCUUGGCGGAGGUUGGUCAUACAGUGCCGAUAUAUGGAAUCUCGGCUUGAUAAUGUGGGACCUACUAGAAGGCAAGAGUCUGUUCCACCCCGCAGGCGAGGGCGGCGAGUAUGACGCUCAUGUUCACCUUGCUCAACUAGCCUCUGUCUUGGGUCCUCCCCCAAAAUUUCUUGCUAAAAGAGAGCAGUUGUACCGGACGGUUAAGCUUGAUUUUGAGCUUGUGAAUCGACAGGGUAAAAAGUGCAACACCGUGAAUGACUUUUGGGGAGGGCCAUUUUUCGACCAAGACGGCGGCCUCAUUCGAAGAGACCUAAUCAAGGGAGGAAUGGGGCUACAUAGUACGGUUACUGAGCUGGUCGGCGAGGACAAGGAGGAGUUUCUGGACUUUGCCUUGUGCAUGCUGCAUUGGCUCCCGGAUGGGAGGAAAACCGCCAAAGAGCUUUUGCAGCAUCGUUUUUUCGACAAAAAGGGAGGUCGCGACCCGCGAUCAAAUGGCUACAUGGAUUUUGUUGAAUAA